Pseudo-nitzschia multistriata is the source of this 2829-nucleotide messenger RNA. NCBI's taxonomy places the organism in Eukaryota, Bacillariophyta, Bacillariophyceae, Bacillariales, Bacillariaceae. The record is from the annotation of a GenBank genome assembly.
CCUCUGAUCGCCCUCCGACGACGCAAAGUGAGACCCAAAAAAGAAUCACGAUUCUAGAUUAAUAUUCUUUCGUCCCCUCCACAGAGUAUCUCCGCCAAACACAGCAACAUGGCCUCUAAAAGCAGCAAGGGCGGCGGGAGAAAACGAAGGCGCGAAUCGGGCAGAGACAACUGCGAUGCAUCCACCCAGCCGCGCCCGGCAACAAAAACAACAAACACAGCCACAAAAACAACAACAACAACAACAACAACAACAACAACAACGUCCUACUCGUCGUCGUCACUGCCGCGUUUUCUGACGCCCAGCGAUCCGAAUUUCGAAAAACACGUCGCAGAACAUUACAAGGGCUUUGCCCAUUGCUCGGUGGACGACCUCCGGCCAGAGGGCUUCCACGAUCGGGCUCGGGACACCUUGGAGCGCCUGCGUGACGCGAACUACUACCAGUACGAUGUGGUCAUGGCCGGGGGGAAACACUCCUCGCGGACCUUUGUCCGCAGGACCCUCGUUGGGAACCCUGGGAUCACCUACAAGUACCUGGGCCUCCGUCUUUUCGCCCACGCCUGGUCCGGGCCGGGCGCGUCGCCGCUGAUGCAAUCCAUCGGGGAGAUGAACCGGGACAUGAUCCGGAUGACCCGGCGGUUCGAGGACCACCAGCACUGCGAAUACAACCUUACCCUGAUUAACUACAUGGAACCGACGAUCCACACCCGGGUCGGCUUCAAGGAGGAGGCGGACUACGGCAUGGGAAAGGUCUCCGUGAGCUGGCACGCCGACUCGUCCCUCGAGCCCGGCUCCUCGAUCGGGGUCUACCACUGCCUGCCGACGCAGCGGUCCUCMCGGUGGGACUGGAGGAUCGCUCUACGGCCGUCCCCGGACGGCGGGAGCACCGCCCGACCGAUCGUCGUCGACACCAAGGACGGGGACGCCUACUUUCUGCUGGGAUCCUUCAACGAGACCCACCAGCACUGCGUCCUGGCCGGGAGCCAGAGCAACCGCAUCAGCAGCACCCACCGGGUGGCCGUCACGGCAGAGGACACCUACGAGUACAUCCUCAAGCGGGCCAAGAUCGCCCGGAAGCGCUUUCGCGGGCAGCUGGAGGCCAUCGACGGAAGCAGCGACAGCAGCGAUCCGGCGGCGGAGGUGGACGCCAAGGUGGUACGCUACUGCCAGAGGGUCAUGACGGAGCUGGAAUCGGAAUGGAUCGCCCAGUACUGGCUCCAGGGGAUCCAGCACGAUAUUAUGCACACCUGGUGGCAAAAGCCGAUGAAGACCCUCGAGGCCUACUGGCGGGCCCUCGAGCUCGCCACGGCGAGGCUCGUCCGCCGCGUCUGCUCCCGUGAACCAUCCGCAAAGAAGAUCCCCCGGGACGUGGCCAGGGUCCUGGUCCACGAGUUCAAGGCCCGGCAGGCCCUCCGGGAGCAGUGGGACGACCGGCGGGCCGACAAGAUCUACCAGCGGCGGAUCUCGGAGGAGUACCGACCCGUGGCGAGGCCGGUCUUUGACGCACCGGACCCCUCGAACAACAACGACGACGACGCACUCCUCCCGAAAGAUCUGUCCCCCGUCCUGAUGGACCUCAGGCUCGUGCUCGAAGAAUCCGCCGCGGGUUUGGCGGUGCAAACACCGCCGGUGGCGAAAAGUGAGGCCACACCCAAGCCGGACAAGGCCGCACCGAAAGCGAGGGCGAACGACGGUGAAGCGAAGCACUCGAACACAAAGAAGAGGAGGAAGAAAAACAAAAAGAAGAAAGGCAGCAUGAACACGCCAACAGAUGCCGGAAAAUCUUCUACAAAGCCAUUUUAGGUUGGUGGCUCGUUUAGCCAAGCAGAGAUGCACGCACGGCGGGCGGAGGUAUCGUGCCUGUGGUGGGCACUUCGUGCAAUCUCAUACGCGAUGGUUCCCAUAUCCAGAGGCAAAUUAUUAGGGUACGAAAUCUGAUCUGUUUUUGAAACGGUGCAAUAUUUUUGACGCACGCUCCGAACCUUGUCUCUACAGCCAAACAAAGCCAUCGGAUCGGUUCCAUCCUCGACUCGUCGCAUUCGCGUGGUGGUAGUGCUCGCCUCGAGGGUGAGAGAGCGGACCGAUGAAUACGAAUCGUUCGCCUGGCAAAUUUCUAUCCUCUACGACUUCCAAACCGGCGAUACGAAUAUUCCCAUUUCAACUUUCCCAACCGUGAGCCAUACUGCAAAUAGAAGUUCUCUAUUUUCUACGGAACAUCGAGGGUGGAAAAGCCGGAGACKGAGCAAGUGGAAAUCAGAUGCUACAAAUACUGACGAUUCCCGUAAUCCAAAGCUGAACCCAAACGCAAUUCAUGAUCGGAAACCUAUGAAUGUGACAGCGAUUGAGGUCGAGAAUAUCGAUUGCAGAGACGACACAAAACAUCAAAGGGACCGAACCCCUGUCGGAGACUACGGUCGCCGGGACAAAACUGUCCGCUUUGACACAAUACAUACGCUAUCCUCUGGUAGCAACCAGUCAUUUGUCGUACCUAUCAGCAAUACCAUUGGUCCAUCAUUUGUAAGGUGUCGACGAAGAGGAAAAUUUCACAAGCUGCAAACCAUUGUAGGUGUCAGCAUAGCCAACUUUUCACCAAGCGGCCGUCUGCCAACGAACCCCUCAUCAGGAGCAAAGCAAAAUAAAUGUCCUUUUUAACCUCGCUGAUUAGAUCCGUCGCUUAAAAGUCAAGGCCAGCCACACCGAAAAACAUCAGGACCAAAACACAAAUAAUAAGGGUUCAUCCAGUGUUGUGCUUACUAUGUGUUCGGGUGAAGCUCUAUCUCCACAUCAUUUCAUACACGUCUCGGAUGACAUUAAAUUGGCAAUUUCCAU